This is a messenger RNA of Sarcophilus harrisii (Tasmanian devil), 3710 nucleotides long. It is a transcript of the gene LIMA1, whose product is annotated as LIM domain and actin binding 1. Gene Ontology annotation, biological process: actin filament bundle assembly. Gene Ontology annotation, cellular component: actin cytoskeleton; plasma membrane. Bases 105 to 2447 code for a protein of 780 amino acids. The transcript has 11 exons. The record is from RefSeq and is a predicted model, not a curated record. Gene Ontology annotation, molecular function: actin filament binding. NCBI's taxonomy places the organism in Eukaryota, Metazoa, Chordata, Mammalia, Dasyuromorphia, Dasyuridae.
ACAGGUGCGUUGCGGGAGCCGGAGCACUGAGGAGCCGUAGCGGGGAGGACUGCAGAAUUUGAAGCUGCGGUUGAGCCAGGGGAACUUCAGGAUCUUGAAACAAGAUGGACCCAGCUCCGUUUAGCAGGCGACAAUGGACUUCACAGUCUUUGAGGAUCACUGCCAAAGAACUUUCUCUUGUCAAUAAGAACAAGUCAUCUGCUAUUGUAGAAAUAUUCUCCAAGUACCAGAAAGCAGCCGAAGAAGCAAAUACAGAUAAGAAGAGAAAUAACACUGAGAACUUUCCCCAGCAUUUUAGAAAGGGAACUCUCAGUAUAUUAAAGAAGAAGUGGGAGAAUCCAGAGCUGAGAACGGAACCUCAGACAGAAUCUCUACGGAAUAGCAGUGCUGAGGUGAAAUCGAAGGUCGACCAUCUCUGUGUUCCACUAGAAAAUAACAUUUCUUCAGUAGCUGAAACUACCCAAGCAGAAGGGAUUGAUACCAGAUCUAGACUUCAGUCCCCUUCAGAAGCUCUUAUCCAAGCUCAGUUUCCCAACAAUCACAGUGAAGAGUUUAAAAUCCAUUCACUAGAGAUUGGCAAAAUGGAAAACUGCCUGAGAGAAUCCAAGCAAGAAAUAGGAAAAUCUGAAGCCAAUGAGAAUCCGGACGCUACAGGCAAAAUAGAGAAAUAUAACGUCCCACUCAACAGACUUAAAAUGAUGUUUGAGAAGGGUGAUACAGCGCAGACAAAGAUUCUUUGGGACCAAAGCAGAAGUGCAGGUGGAAGAAGGAUCUCUGAAAACUGCCUUUCUCUGGAAGACUUGGAAACUGGUCCUGGCCAGUUGUCAUCUUCUGCAUUUGGUUCAGAGAAAAGUGAAAGUAAAAAAAGUCUAGAGAUUCCUCGCCUUUCUGAAACAUCGGUAAAAGACAGGAUGGCCAAAUAUCAGGCAGCUGUGUCCAAACAAGGCAAUUCCACAAUAUACAAUAUGAAUGAGCUAAGGAAUACUGGUAAUGAAAUAAAAACACAUAAAUUGGAGCAAAAAGAGAAUGUUCCCCCAGGUCUUGAAGACUGUAUCUCCCAUCAAGAAGGAGAGAAGAUUCCAGCAACUGAAAACAACCUGACAUUCCAUUCCAACAUUUCUGAAGAUGGCUCCCGUAAAUCCCAGAGUGAAAGUGAAAUCCAAAAGCUUGUUCAUCUCAAACCACAAAGUCCUGACUCCAGAGCUGCUAGCUAUACAGAAAAUUCUCUACCUAAAACAACAAAGAAAUUCCAGCUGCCUGCAAAAGAGACCUGUGUUGAAUGUCAAAAAACAGUGUACCCAAUGGAACGCCUCUUGGCCAACCAGCAGGUGUUUCACAUCAGCUGUUUCCGUUGUUUCUAUUGCAACAGCAAACUCAGUCUAGGAACAUAUGCAUCCUUACAUGGGAGAAUUUAUUGCAAGCCUCACUUCAAUCAGCUAUUUAAAUCUAAAGGCAAUUAUGAUGAAGGCUUUGGACAUAAACCACACAAAGAUCUUUGGGCAAGCAAAAAUGAAACUGAAGAGUCCCUGGAGAGACCGGCCCAGAUUAUGAGUUCAACUGAGAGUCCCCAGAACCCAGGAAUUGAGGAUGCUCCCAUUGCUAAGGUGGGUGUAUUGACUGCUAGUAUGGAAGCCAAGGCCUCAUCUCAACCAGAAAAAGAAGAUAAACCAGCUGAAACAAAGAAGUUGAGGAUUGCUUGGCCACCUCCAACAGAACUUGGUAGUUCAGGAAGUAUUUUGGAAGAAGGAAUCAAAAUGUUGAAGCCCAAAUGGCCUCCUGAGGAUGAGAUCAGCAAGUCAGAUAUUCCAGAAGAUGUGGACCUGGAUUUGAAAAAGCUAAGAAGAUCAUCUUCCCUGAAAGAAAGAAGUCGCCCAUUCACAGUAGCAGCAUCAUUUCGAGCUACAUCUGUCAAACGCCCAAAAGCCUUGUCUCCUCCUAGAAGAAGAGACUGGAGCAUGCAAGAACAGAGUGAGAACCUUGAGGAGAAAACAGUGACAGAAAGAAAACACAUAAUGAAAAGCAAAGUCAAGGAGAAUGGGAAUGUGGAGAAAACAGACUGGAAGAACAAAGAAUCUAUAGAAGAGAGGAGAAGGAAAAGCUGGGAAAGUUCUGAUAUCGAGGAAAGGGGUGAUGGCUUUGUAGAGAAUGGUCAAGUGGUAGGUGCAGAUGGAUGUGAAAAUGGAAAGAUAGAACAUCAGUCCUUACUAAAACCAAAGGCUCUGAAUUGUUCCAACUAUGUGGGUAAUAGAUCCAUCAAGGAAUUUGUGACUUCUCAGAAUCAGAAAUCUCAAGAUGUGGGAUUCUGGGAAGAAGAAAUAGAAGAGCUGUCAGUGGAAGAGCAAAUAAAAAGGAAUCGAUGCUAUGAUGAUGAUGAUGAUGAUGAUGAUGAUGAUGAUGAUGAUGAUGAUGAAGAAGAAGAAGAAGAUGAAAAACAAACUGGCCUUUAACUAAAAAAUUUGCAAAGGUGCUAGCCCUUAAAUUUGGGGAUAGUUUUAGUAAGCAGCUGCUAUCUGUGGAAGUGAUGCUUUAACUGCACAUCAAGAGAUACCUUAGAACUAUAAUUUAUAUGGAAGUAAAUUUGGUGUGAAAAUGCAUUGGAUGGCAUUUCCAGCUUACACAGUACCUCUUCUUAAAUUAUUAGCCUAGGCAGGGUUGUCCUGCUUCAGAUAAACCCCAAAUUGCUAUCCAAAUGAAAAUAAAUGCAAGAAAUCUUGUUACUUAAAUCUUUUGAUUUUAGGCAAAGAUGAUUCAUGCUUAAUUAAGUCCUUUGAAGUUGAAGUCUUGUACAUUCAAAGACAAAAAUUACACUAAGUGAUUCUCUUCAGGAUUUUCUUGUGUUCUCUCAAAACAGGGUUAUAGCCAGAUUUCAGUGAUGCUGUUAUUACUACAAAUACCACCAUGGACUAGGGACCAGUUCAGAAGGGACUUAGAGAUCUAACAAUUAUGAUUGAAUGCACUUUAGUAUAAAGGGCAAAAAUAGUAUUUUUCUAAUGAAAAAUUUAAUUGCUUAGUAUUCAUCCAAGUGAUCAAAUUCUUAGUUUCUUUAAAAAUAAACUUUUUCUUUAAAUCAGUAAAAAAAAAAAUUAUUGUUUUGCAUCCUCCAAACUACAUUCUAUAAUGAUAUUGGUAGGGUAUAAAACAACAAGAAUUUUUGUUUGAGUAUCUUUUGAGGGAAUUGACAUUCAUCCUUUGGCAACAGUGAUUGGGGGGAUGAAGGGGUUGGAGGUGUCAAGCUAUCACCCGAAUAAAAUACAGCAUUUGCCAAGGAAUUUGACAUCUUUGCAAGAAACUGUGCAGUGUCCUUUUUCUGUAGUAUUCGUGUUCCCUGUAAUGUACUUAAUGUGAUAGCAUUCUUGAGACUUUAAAAACCUGUACUUCUCUUCACCAGAGACUUUUAAACACCUAAUUAGCUCUGAAAUGUAUCGAUUAUGUUAAAAACAAUAUUCCCAGUAUAAAACUACACCAACUUUGUCCUUUCUCUUGGAACUUGUUUCUAGUGUUAAGAUUUCUGAAUACUUCAAAUGUAAUUACAUUUAUUUUACAUAAUUUAUAUUCUAGUUUGGGGGAGGGGAGGGUUUAAACUGUAGGCUCUUUUGUAUCUUUAGAAAUUUAGCUCUGAUAUUUUUAGAGUUGUAAAAUAUCCUUCUUUCUUAUCAAUAUCGCUCAUAAUGAUACAUUUUUAUCCAAUAAAGCUUUCCAUUUACAUUUAA